GACGCGGCCGCCCGGAGCUGAUAAAUAGGGGACCGGGUCGCGGCGGCCGGCCAAGUUGGACGCCCCGACCCGUGCGAGGGCCAGGUCAGCGCUGGCCCCGCGAGGCGAAGCGAGGCGACCCGCGUGCGGCCAUGGCCUCGCUGCUGGGAGCCUACCCGUGGCCCGAGGGGCUCGAGUGCCCGGCCCUGGAGGCCGAGCUGUCGGACGGUCUGUCGCCGCCGGCCGUCCCCCGCCCGCCGGGGGACAAGAGCUCGGAGAGCCGUAUCCGGCGGCCCAUGAACGCCUUUAUGGUGUGGGCGAAGGACGAGAGGAAACGGCUGGCGGUGCAGAACCCGGACCUGCACAACGCCGAGCUCAGCAAGAUGCUGGGAAAGUCGUGGAAGGCGCUGACGCUGUCCCAGAAGAGGCCCUACGUGGACGAGGCGGAGCGGCUGCGCCUGCAGCACAUGCAGGACUACCCCAACUACAAGUACCGGCCCCGCAGGAAGAAGCAGGCCAAGCGCCUCUGCAAGCGCGUGGACCCCGGCUUCCUCCUGAGCUCCCUCUCCCGGGACCAGAAUGCCCUGCCAGAGAAGAGGAGCGGCGGCCGCGGGGGGCCGGGGGAGAAGGAGGACAGGGGUGAGUACUCCCCGGGCACCGCCCUGCCCAGCCUCCGGGGCUGCUACCACGAGGGACUGGCUGGUGGCGGCGGCACCCCGGGCAGUGUGGACACGUACCCAUACGGGCUGCCCACGCCCCCGGAGAUGUCUCCACUGGACGUGCUGGAGCCGGAGCAGACCUUCUUCUCCCCCUGCCAGGAGGAGCAGGCCCACCCCCGCCGCAUCCCCCACCUGCCAGGGCCUCCGUACUCGCCGGAGUAUUCCCCCAGCCCCCUGCACUGUAGCCACCCCCGGGGCGCCCUGGCCCUGGGCCAGUCCCUCAGUGUCUCCAUGAUGUCCACCGUCCCCAGCUGCCCCCCGUCCCCUGCCUAUUACUCCCCGGCCACCUACCACCCCCUCCACUCCAACCUCCAUGCCCACCUGGGCCAGCUCUCCCCGCCUCCCGAACACCCUGGCUUCGACACCCUGGAUCAGCUGAGCCAGGUGGAACUCCUGGGGGACAUGGAUCGAAAUGAAUUUGAUCAGUAUUUGAACACUCCUGGCCACCCAGACUCUGCCGCGGGCACCGUGGCCCUCAGUGGGCAUGCCCCAGUCUCCCAGGUGACACCGACGGGCCCCACAGAGACCAGCCUCAUCUCCGUCCUGGCUGAUGCCACGGCCACGUACUACAACAGCUACAGUGUGUCAUAGAGCCAGAGCCACCGCAUCCAGCCCAGCCCUCGAGCCCUUUCCCUCCCGUGUCCGGCUUUUUCCCCCUUAGCCGGGGAGGUCCGGACUGCCGGCCCAGAGCCUUCGGACUGAAGCCGGACAGGGCUGUGCUGAUCCGAGGGCCCCUCCGUCCCCUUCCCCACGGCCCACUCCCCCUGCUUGCAUUUUGAGUAUAUUCCUUCAAAUGAGCUUUCAUCGGCUACGCGCUGGGAGUAAGGCCAUCAAGUUGCUGAGAGAUGCUGUCUCCAGUAGAGUGUUCACUGACCUCUUUUCCUUGUCCCCAUCGUGGGGCCACAUGGUGACAAGCCCAGCAGCAUUCGAACCUCUCCUGUUUUGACAUGGUUGCACCUGGUCUUUGGGUCCUGCAGGUGAGAAAGCCCCGGGCCAGGAUUCAGCCCCAGUUCUGCUGUGGACGCUGGCGAGACACCAACAUGCCCCCGCACCCCGUCCAGCCCACUCCCCCAUCCGUAAAGCGGGGGACAGACUUGCUAGCCACGGUCCCCUCUGCUCCACGGUUUUCUGGCUUAGGAUUCUCUCAAGGCUAACUAAAGGAAAAUGGGGGAAUCGGACUCAUUAAUGAGCUCCUUAACGUGCAACCUGGUGAUAAUUGUGUGUUCACGGCCCAAGGACACAAGGCUCGCUGCACUCCCUCCAAAAUGACCAACGAAUUCCAAAAGGACUCUUCCAAUUGGAGAGAAAGCGCUCAUCCUGAUUUGGGAAACUGGGGAAAAUAACCAGAAUGGUUAACUACUUCACUGAAGAUGAGAUUGGAUUCAAGCUGCUUUCUUAUAUUUUUUACAUAAAUUCUUUCUUACCGUACACACGCUUCAGGGGAACACACGCAGUCUGAAUUCGUGCCGUGAGCGUGGGAGAGACGCUCCCACUCCACGCACACCCUCACACACGCAUCCACGCAGCCUAAAUCAGGGAUACUCUUAUUGACGACGGCAACUUCUGGCCAACCUCUGUUCCCAGUGGCCACACAGCCAGGGUACCGGAAAGGACUUUGCCACAAGGCAGCGUCGCUGUCUUCAAGUCUAGGUGUGCCAGUUUCUCGAGCAAAAUUGCAGCACUUUCCCCCUCUGUAGAUGCAGAGGGAGUCCCCCACCCCCUCCCCGUGUGUUCUCCAGUACUGGCUCUCUCCCUUUCCUGGGAUUUCUUUUUCUCUUCUUCCUCACUCUUCCUCCACCCCGGAAUUGCUCCCUAACUCACAGAGCCUCUGACUUAAAAUCCCAGGCACAGUCCCUCUGGUGUGAUGGGAAUCGGUCACCCUCACCAGCCAGCUGGCUUGUCAGGCAAAGUCCUCAGCUGAUGCUUAACACCAAGUUCCCCAGAUCAGAAACUCACUGUGAUUCUGACAGUGUCUCUGAGCCCUGGCCGCCCCCACAACCAUCUCCAUUCUUCCCCCAAACCUCCUUUGAAGGAACAUACCUGACAGUGACCUACAAGGCAGUCGUUUGUCUUUUGAUUUCAGCACAUUAUUGCCUGUAAGAAAUAUGUGUUUUAUAUAUCCUCCUAUUAUUUUCACCUUGUAUUUUGUAGUGUUGACAGAUCCUUGUUUUUCCUUCCAAGAAGUCAUAUUGUACAAUCACUUAUAAGAUAUGAUUAAUCUUUAUGCUAUUACUGUGUAUGCCACUUGGUAAUAAAUAGUAAAUCGUUGACGAUAUGAUUGACUGGUGCACAGUCCAGAAUGUGUAAAUCUUGUAAAACAGUAUCACAGACAGUAAGCUAAACUGUUCCAUUUUUUUUUUUUGUAAGAACUAUACAGGCUUUGGAACGGUUGUAGAUAUCAAUUUGUUGGAAAUAUUUAAUUUAAAUAAACAUUUUUGUACCGUGA
This is a messenger RNA of Lemur catta (Ring-tailed lemur), 3144 nucleotides long. RefSeq names its product SRY-box transcription factor 7 (gene SOX7). Gene Ontology annotation, biological process: regulation of DNA-templated transcription; anatomical structure morphogenesis; cell differentiation. Gene Ontology annotation, molecular function: RNA polymerase II cis-regulatory region sequence-specific DNA binding; DNA-binding transcription factor activity, RNA polymerase II-specific. The transcript has 2 exons. Bases 132 to 1289 code for a protein of 385 amino acids. NCBI's taxonomy places the organism in Eukaryota, Metazoa, Chordata, Mammalia, Primates, Lemuridae. The record is from RefSeq and is a predicted model, not a curated record.